AUGGCCACCGAAACGCAGAAGCUCAGCGACACCAACCCCGCCCUAGAGAACCCUAAGAAAACCCUAGACCCUUCCCCCGUCCCGCCCACCGCCACCAACCCAGAUCGACCCGAAGACCCGCCCACUGACAUUCCCUCCGAUCCGGCUCCGUCAUCCGAGGUUGUGUCCGAAGAGAACGGUUCCAAAGCGGACUCUGAGGAUCCGAAGACCGCCGCAGGCUCUGAAGCCGGUGAUGGCGCUGCCCCUGCUACCGCUAUUCAGAAGAAGAUGCGCCGAGCCGAGCGGUUCGGGAUAUCUGUGCAGAUGACUGAAGAAGAGAAGCGCAACUCUCGGGCUGAGAGGUUUGGCACUGUUUCCACAUCGCAUGGAUCAGAAGCAUCUAAAAAAUCAGAGGAGCAGAAGAGAAAGGCUAGAGCAGAGAGGUUUGGGCUUUCUGGUCCAGCUGUGGCGGGUGAUGAGAAUGCAAAGAAGAAGGCUCGUCUUGCUCGAUUUGCACCUAUUUCCAAAACCGAUACUAAAACUGAUCCCAUGGAAGAUGAAAAAAGGAAGGCAAGGGCACUCAGGUUUUCAAAGGCCUCAACAGGUUCUCUUUCUCAAGUGAAUGACAAGGGAAAUAUCGAGCCGGCAGCCAUAGCUGGCAGUGCUGGUGGAGGGGUUUGA
Prunus armeniaca (apricot) is the source of this 660-nucleotide messenger RNA. NCBI's taxonomy places the organism in Eukaryota, Viridiplantae, Streptophyta, Magnoliopsida, Rosales, Rosaceae. The record is from the annotation of a GenBank genome assembly.